AUGAAAAGAAAGGCUGAAUCUCCCCCAACUGAUCUAACAAGAUGGAGGUUGACUGUCCUAGAUGGUAGGCAAACAUGGCACUAUGAAGAUGAAAACGUUCCAUCAAGAGAACAAAGUGCAAUUGAGCGCCAUGCUUUGGGACUGAAUACGGAUAAGGACUUUCUCGAUUUAUCGAAGGCAGUGACUGUCAAAGAUCAUCUCGUCAACGCCAUGGAAUUUUAUAAAAAAUUGCAAACUGAAGACGGCCACUGGUCUGGCGAUUACGGUGGACCUUUAUUCCUAAUGUCAGGCCUAAUAAUUGUUUGUCAUAUCACACAAUCUGGUUUAACUGAAUAUCAGAGAAAAGAAAUGAUUCGGUAUUUAAAGAAUGUCGAAAACACAGAUACUGGCGGUUGGGGAUUACAUACUGCUGGUCCAGCGACAGUGUUUGGAACUGCAACUAAUUAUGUUGCUAUGAGAUUGCUAGGGGCUGAUAAAGAUGAUCCUGUUAUGACUAGAGCUAGACGAUUCUUACAUAGCCAAGGUGGAGCUGUCGGUAUUCCAUCAUGGGGUAAAUUCUGGCUGAGUGUACUAAAUGUAUAUGAAUGGGAUGGUAUGCACUCCCUGCUACCAGAAAUGUGGAUAAUGCCACAAUGGAUGCCUGCCCAUCCUUCUACAAUUUGGUGUCAUUGCAGACAAGUUUAUUUACCGAUGGCAUAUUGUUAUGGUAUAAGGUUUAAAGCCAAGGAAGAUGAUCUUAUUAAAGCUCUCAGAAAAGAAUUGUACGUCCAGCCAUACGAAAAAAUCGAUUGGCCGGCUCAAAGAAAUAACAUCGCUGCGGUUGAUAUCUACACGCCUCAUAGCUUUCUUCUAGAUACAGCAUAUGUAUUUAUUGAUUUUUACGAAUCUUGCCAUAACUCGUGGAUCAGGAAGAAGGCACUGGAUGAACUUUUGGAUCAUGUAAAAGCUGAUGAUAGAUUUACAGAUUGUAUUAGCAUUGGCCCGAUUUCUAAGGUAAUAAAUAUGUUAGUUCGAUGGAUUGUUGAUGGACCAGAAAGUGAUGUAUUUAAACGCCACGUGGACCGUAUUCCAGAUUAUCUAUGGAUUGGUCGCGAUGGGAUGAAAAUGCAGGGUACUAAUGGUUCACAGUUAUGGGACUGUGCAUUUGCAGUACAAGCAUUUGCUGAGGCUGGUGCAGCAAAUUUGCCCUCAAUGAAAAGUUGCAUGCAAAAAGCGUACGAGUUUUUAAAAGUCACCCAGAUCCCUGAUAAUCCACCAGAGUACAAAAAAUAUUAUAGGCAAAUGAAUAAGGGUGCGUUCCCGUUUAGUACAAGAGAGUGUGGCUGGAUUGUAGCCGACUGUACCGCAGAAGGUCUGAAAGCUGUAUUAGCAAUUCAUGAAAGUUGCGAUUUCGUCAAGGAUCGUAUAUCCGAAGAAAAGUUAUAUCACAGCGUUGAUGUGUUGCUUGACAUGCGUAAUGAGGAUGGGGGAUUUGCUACAUAUGAAACAAAGCGCGGUGGCAAAUUGUUAGAACUGUUAAAUCCAUCUGAAGUUUUCGGCGAUAUCAUGAUUGAUUACACCUACUGCGAGUGUACAUCAGCUGUUAUGCUUGGAUUAAUUAAAUUUCAGAAAUUUUAUCCAAGUUACCGCGAUACGGAAGUAAAGGAAACAUUACAAAAUGGCCUAAAUUAUAUUAAAAGAAUCCAGCGACCUGAUGGCUCUUGGGAAGGGAGUUGGGCAAUUUGCUUCACGUAUGGGACAUGGUUUGGAUUAGAAGCAUUUGCAGCAAUGGGUUAUAAAUACGAGAACGGGGAAGCAAAUGAGUAUGUGAAAAAGGCCUGUAGAUUUCUAGUUAGUAAACAAAAAAAAGAUGGCGGUUGGGGAGAAGACUACAAAUCCUGCGAACAGCGUCAGUAUGUUGAAGCAUCAGAAUCUCAAAUUAUUAAUACAUGUUGGGCAUUAUUGGGUCUUUUAGCAGUAAGAUAUCCUGAUAAAGCAGUUAUAGACAAGGGCAUCAAUGUAAUCGUAAAGGCUCAAAAGGCAAAUGGCGAUUGGCCUCAGGAAUUGAUUUCAGGUAUUUUCAACAAAUCAUGUGCGAUUCAUUACGAAAGUUAUCGUAAUAUCUUCCCAAUUUGGACGCUGGCUCGUUAUGAAGGAGUAUACGAUUCUUCCUAA
Molecule: messenger RNA, 2154 nt
Organism: Trichoplax adhaerens
Lineage: Eukaryota; Metazoa; Placozoa; Uniplacotomia; Trichoplacea; Trichoplacidae
Exons: 24
Coding region: 1-2154 (717 amino acids)
Biological process (GO): cholesterol biosynthetic process; triterpenoid biosynthetic process
Cellular component (GO): lipid droplet
Molecular function (GO): lanosterol synthase activity
Source: RefSeq, a predicted model, not a curated record